CCCUGCGCAGGCCCGUGGAGUGUCCCCACCCCCGGAAGUGCGGGUCGCGCUUCCGGCGGCGGCUCGGGGGGCCGGGGGUGUGCACCCUUACCGCCGCGGGCGGCCCUGCGCGUGAGGGGCGCGCGGGACGAGUCAUCUCGUGCGCCCUUGCCCACCAUGGCCAAGCCAGCAAGCAAAGAUUCAGGCUUGAAGGAAAAGUUCAAGAUUCUGCUGGGACUGGGAACACCAAGGCCAAGCCCUAGAUCCGCAGAAGGCAAACAGACGGAGUUUAUUAUCACAGCGGAAAUCCUGAGAGAACUGAGUGUUGAAUGUGGUCUCAACAAUCGCAUCAGAGUGAUAGGGCAGAUCUGUGAAGUUGCAAAAACUAAGAAAUUUGAAGAGCAUGCAGUGGAAGCACUCUGGAAGACUGUCGCGGACCUGCUGCAGCCAGAGCGGCCACCAGAGGCUCGACACGCGGUGCUGGCUCUGCUGAAGGCCAUUGUGCAGGGGCAGGGUGACCGUUUGGGGGUCCUCAGAGCCCUCUUCUUUAAGGUCAUCAAGGAUUAUCCCUCCAAUGAAGACCUCCAUGAAAGGCUGGAAGUUUUCAAGGCCCUCACAGACAAUGGGAAACACAUCACCUACUUGGAAGAAGAACUGGCGGAGUUUGUCCUGCAGUGGAUGGAUGUUGGCUUGACCUCAGAAUUCCUUCUGGUGCUUGUGAACUUGGUCAAAUUUAACAGCUGUUACCUCGAUGAGUAUAUUGCAUCAAUGGUUCACAUGAUCUGUCUGCUCUGCAUCCGGACUGUGUCCUCUGUGGACAUAGAGGUCUCCCUGCAGGUGCUGGAUGCUGUGGUCUGCUAUAACUGCCUGCCGGCUGAAAGCCUCCCCCUGUUCAUCGUCACUCUUUGUCGUACUAUCAACGUCAAGGAGCUCUGUGAGCCUUGUUGGAAGCUGAUGCGUAACCUCCUGGGCACCCACCUGGGCCAUAGUGCCAUCUACAACAUGUGCCGCAUCAUGGAAGACAGAGCCUAUAUGGAAGAUGCCCCACUGCUGCGAGGAGCUGUGUUCUUUGUAGGCAUGGCUCUCUGGGGAGCCCACCGACUCUAUUCUCUCAAGAAUUCCCCAACAUCUGUGUUGCCAUCUUUUUAUGAGGCCAUGACCUGUCCCAAUGAGGUGGUGUCCUAUGAGAUCGUGCUGUCCAUAACCAGACUUAUCAAGAAGUACAGAAAGGAGCUACAGGCUGUGACGUGGGACAUCCUGCUGAACAUCAUCGAGCGGCUGCUUCAGCAGCUCCAGAGCUUGGAGAGCCCAGAGCUCAGAACCAUCGUCCAUGACCUGCUGACCACUGUGGAGGAGCUGUGUGACCAGAAUGAGUUCCAUGGCUCACAGGAGAGAUACUUCCAGCUGGUGGAGAGCUGUGCAGACCAGAGGCCCGAGUCCUCCCUCUUAAACCUGAUAUCCUAUCGAGCUCAGUCCAUCCACCCAGCAAAGGAUGGCUGGAUCCAGAAUCUGCAGCUGCUGAUGGAGAGGUUCUUCAGGAACGAGCCCCGCAGUGCUGUGCGCAUCAAGGUGCUGGACGUGCUGUCCUUUGUGCUGCUUAUCAACAGGCAGUUCUAUGAGGAGGAGCUGAUUAACUCGGUGGUCAUCUCCCAACUUUCCCACAUCCCUGAGGAUAAAGAUCACCAAGUCCGAAAGCUGGCUACCCAAUUGCUGGUGGACCUGGCGGAAGGCUGCCACACCCACCACUUCAACAGCCUGCUGGAUAUCAUCGAAAAAGUGAUGGCCCGCCCCCUUUCCCUGCCUCCAGAGCUGGAAGAAAGGGAUGUGGCUGCCUACUCGGCCUCCCUGGAGGAUGUGAAGACUGCAGUCCUGGGGCUUCUGGUCAUUCUUCAGACCAAGCUGUAUACCUUGCCUGCCAGCCAUGCCAUGCGUGUGUAUGAGAUGCUUGUCAGCCACAUCCAGCUCCACUACAAGCAUGGCUACUCCCUGCCCAUUGCCAGUAGCAUCCGGCUACAGGCCUUCGACUUCCUGCUGCUACUGAGGGCUGAUUCGCUGCACCGCCUCGGGUUGCCCAGCAAGGAUGGGGUCGUGCGGUUCAGCCCCUACUGCCUCUGUGACUGCGCGGAGCCAGAGUGGGGCUCUGAGAAGAAGGCCAGCGGCCCCCUUUCACCUCCCACAGGGCCACCUGGCACUGUCCCCUCUGGCCCUACCGUGCGGCUUGGCCACCUGCCCUACUCCCUGCUCUUCCGUGUCCUGCUGCAGUGUUUGAAGCAGGAGACCGACUGGAAGGUGUUGAAGCUAGUCCUCAGCAAGCUGCCUGAGUCGCUGCGCUACAAGGUCCUCAUCUUCACCUCCCCAUGCAGUGUCGACCAACUGUCGUCUGCCCUCUGCUCCAUGCUCUCAGGUCCAAAGACCCUCGAGCGGCUCCGAGGUACCCCCGAAGGCUUCUCCAGAACCGACCUCCACUUGGCCGUGGUUCCGGUGCUGACAGCUCUGGUCUCUUAUCACAGCUACUUAGACAAAGCCAAGCAGGCUGAGCUUGGCAGACCUGUCCCAGGAUGUGCUCUGCCCCUCCUGUGUGGCUGGCCUGCCAUUCUGGCAUUACCCCAGAAGCGUGAGAUGGUUUACUGCCUGGAGCAAGGCCUCAUCUACCGCUGUGCCAGCCAGUGUGUGGUGGCCCUAGCCAUCUGCAGUGUGGAGAUGCCCGACAUCAUCAUCAAGGCGCUGCCUGUCCUGGUGGUGAAGCUGACACACAUCUCUGCCACGGCCAGCAUGGCUGUGCCGCUCCUGGAGUUCCUGUCCACUCUGGCCAGGCUGCCCCAUCUCUACAGAAACUUUGCUGCAGAGCAGUAUGCAAGUGUGUUUGCCAUCUCCCUGCCGUACACUAACCCCUCCAAGUUCAACCAGUACAUCGUGUGCCUGGCCCAUCAUGUUAUUGCCAUGUGGUUCAUUAGGUGUCGCCUGCCCUUCCGGAAGGAUUUUGUCCCUUACAUCACUAAGGGCCUGCGCUCUAACGUCCUCCUGUCCUUUGAUGACACCCCCGAGAAGGACAGUUUCAGAGCACGGAGCACCAGUCUCAACGAGAGGCCCAAAAGGUUUGGUUUGAGGAUAGCCAGAGCCCCCAAACAAGGCUCGAAUAACUCCCCACCUGUGAAAGAACUCAAGGAGAGCCCUGCAGCCGAGGCCUUCCGGUGCCGCAGCGUCAGUGUGUCUGAUCAUGUGGUCCGCAGCAGGAUACAGACAUCCCUCACCAGUGCCAGCCUGGGGUCAGCAGACGAGAACUCCAUGGCCCAGGCUGAUGACAACUUGAAAAAUCUCCAUCUGGAGCUCACAGAAACGUGCCUGGAUAUGAUGGCCCGAUACGUGUUCUCCAACUUCACGGCAGUACCCAAGAGGUCUCCCGUGGGAGAAUUUCUCCUGGCAGGCGGCAGGACCAAAACCUGGCUGGUUGGGAACAAGCUUGUCACAGUGACGACCAGUGUGGGAGCUGGGACCCGCUCAUUGCUGGGCCUGGACUCUGGGGAUCUGCAGGCCAGCCCAGAGUCAAGCUCCAACCCUGGCCUGCACGUGAGACAGACAAAAGAGGCGCCUGCUAAGCUGGAAUCCCAGACUGGGCAGCAGGUGUCUCGCGGGGUCCGGGAUCGGGUGCGCUCCAUGUCGGGGGGACAUGGCCUUCGAGUUGCUGCCCUGGAUGCACCAGCUUCCCAUAUCCCAGGAGGCUGCACUUCUGCAGGACCACAGAAUGUACCAGCUACAAAGCCGGAGAAGGCCUCUGUGGGUGCCCAGGUUCUAGCACCAGAGAAGACGAAUCUCGCAGCCUAUGUACCCCUGCUGACCCAGGGCUGGGCCGAGAUCUUGGUCCGAAGGCCCACAGGGAACACCAGCUGGCUGAUGAGCCUUGAGAACCCACUUAGUCCCUUCUCCUCGGACAUCAACAACAUGCCCCUGCAAGAGCUGUCCAACGCCCUCAUGGCUGCUGAGCGCUUCAAGGAGCACCGUGACACGGCUCUGUACAAGUCACUGUCAGUGCCGGCAGCUGGCACGGCCAGGCCCCCUCCUCUCCCACGCUCUAAUACAGUGGCCUCUUUCUCCUCCCUGUACCAGUCCAGCUGCCAAGGACAGCUGCACAGGAGCAUUUCCUGGGCAGACUCUGCUGUGGUUCUGGAGGAGGGGAGUCCAGGCGAGACUCAUGUACCAGGGGAGCCCCCCGAGUUGGAGGAUUUGGAGGUAAUGUUAAGUACAGACAGACGUUGCCGGCGCUCUGAGGCUUACAGCAGGUCAUCCUCGGCCUCCAGCCAGGAGGAGAAGCCCCACACUGAGGAGCUGGCUGCAGGGGGCAUCCCAAUUGAGGCAGCAGUCUCCUCUGAGGGUGGCCGGCCCUCCGUGGACCCUUCCUUCCAGCCAUCACAGCCCCUGAGCAAGUCCAGCUCCUCGCCUGAGCUGCAAACACUGCAGGACAUCCUUGGGAACCCUGGGGACAAGGCUGAUGCUGGCCGGCUGAGCCCUGAGGCCAAGGCCCGAUCCCAGUCUGGGAUCCUGGAUGGGGAAAGUGUGGCCUGGGCAGCCCCAGGUGAAGAGGGCCGGGGCCCCGCCGUACCCGAGGGUCCUUUGCCAUCCAGUUGCCCCCGCUCUCCCAGUGGCCUCCGGCCCCGAGGCUACACCAUCUCCGAUUCAGCCCCAUCGCGCAGGGGCAAGAGGGUGGAGAGGGACACUUUGAAGAGCAGAGCUGCAGCCUCCAGUGCUGAGAAAGUACCCGGCAUCAACCCCAGCUUCGUGUUCCUGCAGCUCUACCACUCGCCGUUCUUUGGUGAUGAGUCCAACAAGCCCAUCCUUUUGCCCAAUGAGUCCUUCGAGCGGUCCGUGCAACUCCUUGACCAGAUCCCUUCGUAUGACACACACAAGAUUGCUGUGCUGUAUGUGGGCGAAGGCCAGAGCAACAGCGAGCUGGCCAUCCUCUCCAAUGAGCAUGGCUCCUACAGGUACACAGAGUUCCUGACAGGGCUUGGCAGGCUCAUCGAGCUCAAGGACUGCCAGCCCGACAAGGUGUACCUGGGUGGCCUGGACGUGUGUGGCGAGGAUGGCCAGUUCACCUAUUGUUGGCACGAUGACAUCAUGCAAGCUGUCUUCCAUAUUGCUACGCUGAUGCCCACCAAGGAUGUGGACAAGCACCGCUGUGACAAGAAGCGACACCUGGGCAAUGACUUUGUCUCCAUCAUCUACAAUGACUCUGGGGAGGACUUCAAGCUGGGCACCAUCAAGGGCCAGUUCAACUUUGUCCACGUGAUCAUCACACCCCUGGACUACGAGUGCAACCUGCUGUCACUGCAGUGCAGGAAAGACAUGGAGGGCCUUGUGGACACGAGCGUGGCCAAGAUUGUGUCUGACCGCAACUUGCCCUUUGUGGCUCGCCAGAUGGCCCUGCACGCAAACAUGGCCUCACAGGUGCACCACAGUCGCUCCAACCCCACCGACAUCUACCCCUCCAAGUGGAUCGCCCGGCUCCGCCAUAUCAAGCGGCUCCGCCACCGGAUCCGUGAGGAAGCCCACUACUCGAACCCCAGCCUGCCUCUGCUACAGAUGCAGUCCACAGCCCACCCCAGAGCUCAGGCUCAGGCCCCAGCUGAGGCCACAGCCACCUGUGAGGCAGGCCAGCGGAAGCGCCUCAUCUCUUCAGUGGACGACUUCACCGAGUUUGUGUGAGGCCGAGCAUGUGCCCAGGGCUUGCUGUGGCCAGGCUUGUGGCCACCUCCUCCCUGUCCCCCCACAGGAUGAUGGACAGUGUUCUGUAUACAUGAAAAUAAAUUGGCCAUGUGUCCCCGGCACUCAGACUCAGGUGCAGGUAGCAGUCA
Marmota monax (woodchuck) is the source of this 5828-nucleotide messenger RNA. It is a transcript of the gene Tsc2, whose product is annotated as TSC complex subunit 2. Gene Ontology annotation, cellular component: TSC1-TSC2 complex; nucleus; cytoplasm. The record is from RefSeq and is a predicted model, not a curated record. Lineage: Eukaryota; Metazoa; Chordata; Mammalia; Rodentia; Sciuridae. Bases 157 to 5679 code for a protein of 1840 amino acids. Gene Ontology annotation, molecular function: GTPase activator activity. Gene Ontology annotation, biological process: negative regulation of phosphatidylinositol 3-kinase/protein kinase B signal transduction; negative regulation of Wnt signaling pathway; regulation of small GTPase mediated signal transduction. The transcript is spliced from 43 exons.